This is a messenger RNA of Clunio marinus, 653 nucleotides long. Lineage: Eukaryota; Metazoa; Arthropoda; Insecta; Diptera; Chironomidae. The record is from the annotation of a GenBank genome assembly.
AAAAUUAUUCGACUGUCGAACUUAGUUCCAACUCAUUUAAAAAAAGAUUUCAUUAGAUUAUAGUGAAUAUAAGUAAUUAAAUUAUUUAAAUCAAGCUGAACUAGUUAAUUUGGAAGAAAGAAUCAUCGCGUCUUUGUUGUGACCAUCAAUCUUUGUUAGACUUUUUCAAGGCGCAUAAUAAUAAUAAGAAAACGAUGUUCAUCUGGGAUUGGUUCACUGGUGUCUUAGGAUAUUUGGGUUUAUGGAAGAAAUCUGGCAAAUUGCUUUUCCUUGGCCUCGAUAAUGCUGGUAAAACCACACUGCUCCACAUGCUUAAGGACGACAGAUUAGCACAACAUGUUCCGACACUUCAUCCAACGUCAGAAGAGCUGUCCAUAGGCAAUAUGCGUUUUACAACAUUCGAUUUGGGAGGUCACACACAAGCACGUCGUGUGUGGAAGGAUUAUUUUCCAGCUGUCGAUGCCAUUGUUUUCCUCAUUGAUGCAUGGGAUCGAAGUCGUUUUCAAGAAAGCAAAAUUGAAUUAGAUUCAUUGCUUACCGACGAAGCUCUUUCGAAUUGUCCCGUGCUGAUAUUGGGAAACAAAAUUGAUAAACCUGCAAACUUUUCACUUGGUGGUUUUAUGUUGUCGAAGAUUGUUUAUAUACUCCCAUAA